UCCCAGUCUAUUAACACAUCACAGCUUUGUUUAGAAUUUUAUUCUAAAUUGUAACGGGCCGCAGUAAAGAUGUGUACUGUUCAACUCAUCUGAAAGUUUAAUGAGGAACUCUACGGGUACACAAAUUACGGCAUGGAGACGCCAACUCCAUCAGGGGCACCAGGGGACUGCUUGCCCGGAUUAUUCCAAAGAAUGGACUCGCUCAAUCCAGGCAUGGACACGGAGUUUGAUGAGAGUUUGGCUGUCCCGGAGUCCUUAUCAGUGAUUGAUGCAGAUAAGGUUGACAAUAAAGAAAAUGAUUCCUUAGUAGUUCCAGAAACAUCAGUUCGCUUCAGAACAAUCCACGACCCACCUGUAAAGUUUAACUCAGUGCACAGAAAAGUAUUCAUUCCGGGCGUAGAAAUAAAAGUCAGAUUCAUCGAAAACGAAAGGAGCGUCACUACUCAUCUGCUCAAUCCUAAUUUAUACACGAUACGUCUGCAACAUGGCGAUUUCACAUGGACAAUCAAGAAACGUUACAAACACAUCCUCUACUUACAUCAACAACUCAGCAUUUACCGGACAUCACUUAACAUUCCCUUCCCAACCAAAACGCAUAAGUCCCGGAGAGCGAGUUUCAAGAACACCGUUGACACCGAAGCUAGAGCUGAGAGGGUGGCGUUGGAUGCUUUACCUAGAUCGGAGUCAAAAAGAGGAGUGAGACCGAGGAAAAGAAAGGGUGCUUUACCUAGGUUUCCAAGCAAGCCAGAAGUGAUGGUCUCGUACGAAGGUAUCCAGCUGCGAAUGAAACAACUCGAAGAAUAUUUGUUCAAUUUGUUUAACAUCUCCAUUUACCGUAAUCAUCAUGAAACGGUAAAGUUCUUAGAAGUGUCACAUCUAUCGUUCAUAGCGGAGCUAGGCUCGAAGGGCAAGGAGGGCAUGAUUAUGAAACGGACUGGGUCCACGCAGCCUGGCCAGGCCGGGUGUAACUGUUUUGGACUGCUAAGCUCUAUGGUCUGUGUUAGAUGUAACUACUUCUGCACGGGACUGGUCUGCGCGAAAUGGCAAGAACGGUGGCUGUUUGUGAAGGACACAUUCUUCGGGUACAUACGCCCCAGAGACGGCAUUAUCAAAGCAAUCAUGUUGUUCGAUCAGGGUUUUGAAGUAUCAAGCGGAAUGUACUCGACGGGAUUGAACCAUGGACUUCAAAUCCUGAACCAGAGCAGACAGAUGGUGAUCAAAUGCUGGACUAAGAGAAAAAGCAAAGAAUGGAUGCAUCAUUUGAAAGCUGUGGCUAAUCAAACUGCUCGAGACUUUACAUACCCCAACGUGCACCACUCAUUCGCACCCCCCCGGCCUGCGACUCCCGUGGGCUCCCUCGUGGACGGCUCCGCGUACCUGUCCGCCGUGGCCGACGCCAUGGAGCUAGCCACUGAAGAGAUCUUCAUCGCUGACUGGUGGCUCAGCCCGGAGAUCUAUAUGAAACGACCAGCGCUCAAUGGCAACUAUUGGAGACUUGAUACUAUACUUAAGAGGAAGGCUGCUCAAGGUGUAAAAGUGUUCGUUAUGUUGUACAAAGAAGUGGAAAUGGCGCUCGGUAUUAACAGUUAUUACAGCAAAAGUCGGCUGGUUAGCGAAAAUAUCAAGGUUUUCCGUCACCCAGACCAUGCGCGCGCAGGGGUGUUAUUCUGGGCUCAUCACGAGAAAAUUGUCUGCAUCGAUCAAACCGUUGCUUUCGUGGGCGGAAUCGACCUCUGUUAUGGCAGAUGGGAUGAUCAUAGACACAGGCUGACAGAUCUGGGUAACAUAGCUCAACCGACAUCUUCAAUCAAAUCGAAGAAGAAGACGUCCAGCUCGCCUGGCGGUGGUAUCUGCCUACCCAAUUCGAAUGGCCUAGAAGCUGCUAUUAUGCUAGCUAAGACUUCCAAAGACAUUGUUAUUGGUUUGAACGAGGGACCAGUCAUAGAGACAGACAGAGUCGAAACCGAAGAAUCGCAAGAACAAACACCUGAAACUUCGGGCACACAACAAGACCCAACCGAUAAGAUCCUAAUUGCAUCAACAGACCAAAGCGACAUGGCUAAAAGCGACACACCGGAACUACAACGACGAAAUAUGUUAAACAAACUCUCAGAUAGAGGCAAAGACAUAGGCAAAGACUUAAUAAGCAAAAUCUACCCUCCGUUUGAAGAGGAACGCAAUGAGCAGAAAUUCGACGUAACGGAAAGAAAGAAAGCCGAAAAAUACGCCAUUUCUACAGACCAAGUGUUACUCACUGAAGUUUUGGGCAUAAAACCGGAGAAUGUUAGUAAAAUUGUUAGUAAACCUACGCCGUUGGCGCAAGUAGUUGAAGGAAGGGUGAUAACGGACAGCACGAAGGAUGUUUUGGAAGAUAUUGAAGGAAAUUCCAAGUUAUGGAUCGGAAAGGAUUACACCAACUUCAUUGUGAAGGAUUUUAAUAAUUUAGAUCUGCCGUUUAUAGACUUAGUGGACAGAAACUCUACUCCGCGGAUGCCCUGGCAUGACGUAGGCGUGAUCCUACAAGGUGCUGCAGCAAGAGACGUAGCCAGGCACUUCAUUCAGCGCUGGAACGCUAUUAAGCUGGAGAAGGCCAGACAAAAUACAAACUACCCCUACUUACUGCCAAAAUCGUACAAUGACAUCAAACCAUUGCAAUAUCUCGAAAAAUACCUCAUAAAUGACAUCCAUAAUGUGUCAUGUCAGGUUUUGCGCAGUGUAUCAAGCUGGUCUUGUGGAUUCUUAGACCCGGACACAGUAGAGCAAAGCAUACACGAGGCCUACGUAGACACAAUCACAAGAGCACAGCACUAUGUCUACAUUGAGAAUCAGUUCUUCAUCACAUUGUCACGGUCUAAUCCAAUUGUUAGGAAUCAGGUGGGUGAAGCCCUGUACAACAGGAUAAUGCGGGCGUACCGCGCGAAGGAAACGUUCAGAGUGUACGUAGUGAUGCCGCUGCUGCCUGGCUUUGAAGGCGAGGUGGGCGCGCCCUCCGGCACGUCGCUGCACGCCAUCACCCAUUGGAACUAUCAGAGUAUAUGCAGGAGCCGUGAAGCGAUUCUCACCCGUCUCUACGAAUCAGGAGUACCAGAUCCGUCGGAGUAUAUCACCUUCCACAGUCUUCGCACGCACUCGAUCCUCGAAGGAGAACCAAUAACUGAGCUCAUCUAUGUCCAUUCAAAACUUCUCAUCGCUGACGACAAAACUGUCAUCUGUGGAAGCGCUAAUAUCAAUGAUCGCUCCAUGGUAGGAAAAAGGGAUUCUGAGAUCGCUGUACUUUUACAAGACGAGCAAUUCGACGAUGGCGUAAUGAACGGUCAGUCAUACCCGCACGGGAGACUCGCAGGUGCCUUGCGCAAGCUGCUGUUCAGGGAACACCUCGGUCUCAUAGACGUUGACUUGAAAAGUCACGGUGUUAACAUCGAUGAUCCUUGCGACGAACAGUUCUAUAGAAAUGUAUGGAAGGCUACGUCACGGACAAAUACCGAAGUUUAUGAAGAGGUUUUCCACUGCCUGCCGACAGACAAAGUUCACAACUUUGCAGAAUUAAAACGAUACCAAGAAGAGAACAACACCACCCUUUGGCACAAAGACAGAGCUCUCGCCAACAGAAAAAUAGAUCUAAUAAGUGGAUAUUUAGUCGAUAUGCCUUUAGAUUUCCUGUGCAAUGAAACGUUAACGCCUGGGAAAACUUCUAUGGAAGGAAUGCUGCCCACUGCUCUAUGGACUUAAUGUAGUCAUUUUAACGGGUAUUUUGCAGUUCCAAACUAAAGAACACCCAUUCAAAUAGGUUCUUUAUGGCUGAUAGCUUUGGAAAAGUUUUCCACCUCAGCAUAAGUAACGUACCUUAUAGAAUUCUACUUAAUAAAUUGUAUUUCUUAGGACUUUGACAAACCUUUUCGUUAUACGAUAAAGUGUAGCCUACGCAAAUAUUUCUCAGUUUUAAUAUCAAAAUUACUAGAACUGUUGGUUCUACAGCUCCGAAAUUAAAUAUUAAACAAAAAAAAUAGUACCUUAUCAUUCGGAACACAAAAACAUACAUUUUUCUUGCAUCAAUACCUUAUUCUGAUUGGACUAUAAAUAUGCUACACUAAUUACUGGAGGUCCUGUACCUUUCGCUUUGUCAAAUUGCAACGUGUUCACGCCAAGUUGUUACUAGGACUGUAACCCGGAGCGUACAAGCACAAGACUGUGACGUCACUAAAGUCUCAAAUUGGUUAAAUAAGAAUUUCUAAACAUCAUUAUUUUAUAGGUAAAUUACACUUGAAAUCGUCAAAUUAAUUACACUCUUGACCCAAGUCCUUGACUUGUGAAAAUGUUCAAGAUAUUGUAUUGUAAACACAC
Messenger RNA from Hyposmocoma kahamanoa, 4341 nucleotides. RefSeq names its product phospholipase D2 (gene Pld). Lineage: Eukaryota; Metazoa; Arthropoda; Insecta; Lepidoptera; Cosmopterigidae. Bases 133 to 3729 code for a protein of 1198 amino acids. The record is from RefSeq and is a predicted model, not a curated record. Gene Ontology annotation, molecular function: phosphatidylinositol binding; D-type glycerophospholipase activity. The transcript has 20 exons. Gene Ontology annotation, biological process: phosphatidic acid biosynthetic process; cell motility; intracellular signal transduction.